Messenger RNA from Myripristis murdjan (pinecone soldierfish), 1267 nucleotides. It is a transcript of the gene cd63, whose product is annotated as CD63 molecule. Gene Ontology annotation, cellular component: plasma membrane. The transcript is spliced from 8 exons. Gene Ontology annotation, biological process: regulation of vascular endothelial growth factor signaling pathway. The record is from RefSeq and is a predicted model, not a curated record. Bases 151 to 876 code for a protein of 241 amino acids. Lineage: Eukaryota; Metazoa; Chordata; Actinopteri; Holocentriformes; Holocentridae.
CUAAAAGUGGGUGUAGAAGGAGGGGGCGGGGGAGGGACUACAAGUCGGGAAUUGUUAAGUUGAGCUGAAAUUUCAGCACUUCAUCGUCUUCGCCCCUUAAAGCUGGAAAUAUACCCUUUUCUCUCUAAAGGAAACUGAUCCUCAUCAACCAUGGGAGUAGAGGGGGGAAUGAAAUGUGUCAAGUUCCUGCUUUUCUUUUUCAACUUCAUUUUCUGGAUAUGCGGUCUGGCACUGAUUGUGGUGGGAGUCCUGGUGCAGAUGGCUCUACACAGCACCUUCAUGAUCAAGGAUGCCUCGGCCUCAGCCAUUCCACUCGUUCUCAUCAUUGUGGGCGUGGUGAUCUUCUUCAUCGCAUUCUUUGGCUGCUGUGGCGCCUGGAAAGAGAAUUACUGCAUGAUCACCAUGUUUUCUAUCCUCCUCUCUCUGAUCAUCAUUGUUGAGAUUGCAGCAGCCAUCGCUGGAUACAUCUACAGGGGCAAGCUCACAGUUAUUGUGCAGGACAGCUUCACCGAUAUGAUCAACCAGUACAACAGCAACAGCACAGAUGAAUUCAGGAAUGCUGUGGAUAAAAUGCAGGAGGAUUUGAAAUGCUGUGGUGUGAACAGCUCCUCUGACUGGAAAAACUUCAGGCCUGGUGGGAAUUCUGUGCCCGACUCGUGUUGCAUAAACGUCACUGCAGGCUGUGGAGUUGGAGCCAUGACAGACUCCAACAAAGUGUACCAGCAGGGUUGUCAGAUUGCCCUGGAGACGAAGCUGAGACAGAAUAUCCAGUGGGUUAUUGUCGCAGCUCUUGUUAUUGCUUUCCUGCAGAUAAUGGGCAUUGUGUUUGCCUGCUUGUUGAUGAGAGGGAUCCGCAGCGGCUACGAGGUCAUGUGAUCCUGCUCACAUCGGAGUAGGACAAUGCUGUUCAGGUCAUCUUGCUUGGGAGCUUCAUUUAGACACUUUUAAUGUCCACGACUUGUAUCUGAUAUCAUUCACAGAACAAUAUAUUUUUCUUUGUUUCAGUAAUAAAAGCAACGCCAUAGGCUAAAAGUGUCACUACCUACAUAUAUAUUUAGGUAUGCAAAUUGAUGGGGGUAUGGAAAGAUCUCUGUCAGUCCACCUUUUGUCAAUGAUGUAUCUUCUGGUUGCAUCUCUGGAGUUCUUGCAUCUUUUACUUGGCUUCUUUGGUUUUGUAGACUUUAGAUCUAUUUUGAAGCUGGAUUUUUUGUUUGUGUGUCAUGCUGGUUCCCUGUUUCUGUUUUUAUUAAAGACCCUUUAAAUUCGA